AUGUAUAUGGAUGAUAGGAUAAUUGGCGGUCCAGAGGGCUACUUGGAGGUAUUUGUGAGAAAAGCAAAGGAUCUUCCCAAUAUGCGGAAAAUGGAUAAGCAAGAUCCCUUUGUAAGACUCCGAAUAGCUCAUCUCACAGAGGUUUCCGGUACAGUGUUUAGAGGUGGGCAAAGACCCGUGUUUGACUUCCACACUGUAUUCGAGCUGACACCCGCGAUGAAGCAUUUAAUGUAUGUGGAGUUGUUCGAUGAUCAGAAGAGCGCACCCCGGAUUAUUGGCCGGUGUGAGGUAGAUCUGAAGCCGGCCCUAUAUAGCGAUCACGAAGAUGGCUAUGACAGGUGGUACCAGUUGAGCUUGGGCCCCGACGACGCAGGGAAGAUAUACAUUGAGCUCACAUUCAAGCAGCACACGAUUCGAAGAAAGUCACAAAUACAGCCAGAGCCAUCGCCGCCGCCCAUGACUAAGACACUCAAGACGAAGCGUUCUCCGCCUCUCCCCUCUGAGAUACCAUAUGUUCCAUUUCCUAAGGAUCAGCUACAAGGCUCUAUCUCCCAAUCUGGGUUCACGUAUACGCACGGAGGAGGAAUGAGCCAGCCCCUGCCUGCGUUGCGGCGUUCGCCAGAUACGCUUCAGUACAUUCCUAGGAAUCCUGCCCUGCCACAGGUUGAACAGCUCAAGCUGCCUGAAUUUGUAUUAAGUGUUGAUACUCUAGAGAACUUCGACGCGCAUACCUCACAGCAAUCGGAGGGAACGGGCAUAACGGCCAAGUUGAAGCAGCUCAAGGAGAAAUGGAAUAACUUCAAGCAGGGCAGUCCAGAGCAGAACGAUGCGGCUCGGGCAAAUGUGGAUCUUGAAGAACUACAGAAGGUCGUCGGAGUCAAACCCGAUUUUCCCAAACAACACGGGAGGAUGCGCUCAAGACACUCAAUCAGCAGCGGUCUGCAACCUGCGUUGCCUCCACUACCUCAGCCUUCAGACGAGCGCACGAAGCUGCCCGGCCGAAGGCCCAGCCCCCACCCGGACUUUGUGCCCAGAUCCCCGAGCCCUGGCGGCCAAAUGCGCCAAUCGCGAAACCUGGUUCCCUUACCACCAUUGCCUCAUGAGAUGAGGAACACGCGCUCCUUGUCUCCUGUCAGAAGGCCGCCUGUAUUUUGA
Eremothecium gossypii ATCC 10895 is the source of this 1155-nucleotide messenger RNA. RefSeq names its product Inn1p (gene INN1). NCBI's taxonomy places the organism in Eukaryota, Fungi, Ascomycota, Saccharomycetes, Saccharomycetales, Saccharomycetaceae. The record is from RefSeq and is marked provisional. The transcript has a single exon. Bases 1 to 1155 code for a protein of 384 amino acids.